UUCAAUCAAUGCUGUAGACAUCGCAAUCAUUUUCACGCUGUAGAUUCUGUGAAGCAGCUUAGUUCUGGGACAUACCCGCGGCGUGGAUGUUCAGUAAUUAAAAUGAAUUCUCGGAGCAAAUUGUCUGAGGAUUCUCUUGGCUUCUUUCGCCGAGUAUCCAGUGAGUUGGACAAUGAUGAGUCAGAAGUUGUGGAUGACGAAUUCUAUGCCAAUGUUUUCGACUACACAUUCAAAAACAAUCAAUUGAAAUUGUCUCGGGACAAGGUGGUAUGCUGCAUCCUGGAAAAAGCUCUCCGACUUGCUCCCGCUGCACAUGUCCAGGAGUUUCUCUCGAACACUGUUGAGUAUUUGGAGAGGUAUGUUUCGGACAAGUAUGCAAGCCACGUGGUGCAGACUAGCCUGAAUCAGUGCCUGCGUAUGACUCGAAGUCAAAUGGCUGCUGUCAAUGUCAAUGAAGAGAGCGACUCACCGGAUUCUCUGGUUGACAUAGUUGUGAAAAUUGGCAGUGGAAUUGUCGGCAAGCUGAAUGACUUUGUGUUUGACACGUAUGGUAGUCAUGUAGUGUGCUCGCUCAUCCAGGUUAUCUCUGGUGUGCGAGUUGGAGAUGACAUUGUCCGCAGUCGUGUUUCACAGAAGGUAGCCCAGAAAAAAACCGGAGCCGCAAAAGACAAGUCAGGAGCCGUGUCUGGCGCCGAAACAGUUUGGGGUGAGCUGCCCGAAGAGCUCAACAACGAGCUCGACUCCUUCUGCGAUGCGUUUGUGAGCAUGCGGGAUUUCUCGCACUGCCUGACGGAUCGUUCGGCCAGCAAAGUGCUUCAGGCUCUGCUGUACUGCACGCAGAGGCGCGACGAGAAUCGCUGCAAGCACCUGUGUCGCCAGGUGCUGACGGCCUGCAAAGUGCUCAGCGCACAGGCAGAUGAUGGCACGCCGGCAGCAGCGGCAGCAGCAGCGGCGGCGUGCAACACAGGCGGCGCCAGUGCCAUUACGCGCCUUGCCGAGGACUCGGUGGCCAGCCACGGCCUGGAGUGCAUUCUGAAGGUGGCUUCGCCAAAGCUGGUGCAGCGCCUGUGUCAGCAGUGCUUCUCCGGUCAGCUGCUUACCAUGUCACUGCAUCAUUCUGCUAACUAUGUGGUGCAGAAGCUGUGUGAUGCUCUUAGCACAGAAAACCAGAUGCUGCUGGUAGCUGGCGAGCUGCUGCCGUAUCUGGAAGACGUGCUGGCCAUGUGCCAUUUCGGUGUCUGCAUUGCAUUGGUCAAGGCAGCCUCUCGCGUCGCAUGCCAGCAAGCCGAGGUUGUCGAGGCUCUUCUGACCGCUUUCCACGCCACCGCUCAGCCAGAACGUUGUUGCCAUGCCUUCCUUGCUCUGUCUGCACUGGACGCAGUGGAUGCACCAGAAGAAGGUAACAAAGAAGAGGGUUCCGCAAACGAUUCUAGUGCCACUGCUUCUACUGAUGACAAGGCAUCCUCGCUGACAAUAUGCCCCCAAGGCUGCCAACUUGUCACUGGCUUAUUGAGUAUGGCCGACCCAGCUGCCGUGCUGGACAGCAUUGUAGCACUCAGCAGCGACGAUCUGGUGCGCCUCGCAACGGAGCAGGCUGGCAGCCGCGUAUUUGAUGCCUUCUACGAGUGCGCGGACGCUGGCAGCAAGCGGAAGCGUAAAAUCGUGAAGAAGCUGAAGGGUCAUUUUGUGCAGCUGGCAUGCCACAAGGUUGGCAGCUACGUGGUUGACGCAUGCUACCGCAACAGCAAGUCUAAAUCUCGUCAGGAAAUGGCCGAGGAGCUUCUGGCCGAGGAACACAAGCUCAGGGAGAGCUUCUUCGGUAAACACGUCAUCCGCAACUGUGAGCUCAGCGAUCUAAAGAUGAACUCUUUCGCAACGCCAGCCAAACAUACGAAUAAGAAAAGAGUGUAUUCCGACACUGUGGAUGGUGACGCGGAGCUGACUUCCCCUCCAGCCAAGAAGAAGGCAAAGAAGGAGAAAGGUGGCUGAGUUACAAGUGCCUGUGUGUUGGCCGGAAGUCUUAUUGCUCAUAUCAACAAUCUUGCCGUGGCGCCUGCAGGAGCAAUUAGCAGUGUCUUGCAACUAUUGUCUAUUGCUGAAUACCUGGCAAUGAGCAGGCAAGACCCUCUGGACUCUCGCGCUUAUCUACCAGUAAAAGUCCACGCAAAGUUUCCCGGUGCUCCUUGACAAUGCCAUGCAUGGUCCAUGCUGCAAGAUGAGCCUGCUGCUCCUACGGCUAGAGUACGACCUGCACUUACCAACUCUCCGGCGGCGUUGUUGAGAACUUGCAUCAGCGGCCGAGGCCGUAGCUGGUUCUGGCGCCGUGCGUUGGGCGGAUUGGCCAGGCGCCGCACCAGGUUCCGACCGUAGACCAUGUUGACGGAGCAGUUUCCCCAUUCCCAGUUCUGCGCCUGGCCGUUGUGGAACGAUGCGCCGGCAUCUUGGCCGCACGGACAGCGGUCUGCCAGGUAGCCCUUGCCGCACGACCGCGCGAUGCUCUGAAUUAGAGAAGCCGUCAUCAGAGCGUGCAGGAAUGCCCCUUCCCGUGUCGUCCCUGAUACACAUCGUUUAACACAGAAGGGAAACAAUAAGACAAGGUCAAUUCACCGCGUGCACGCGCACGCCCACACACACGCACAAACACACAUGCACGAACUCUGAAUGCUUCCCUCUGUCCAUCAUUGGCCAUGCUCAAUAUUCUACAUUGCCAGACAUGGAGUUAAUGACCCAUUUCUGAGAAAAUGUCCAACAAUUGUGCUGCUUUGUGCAAAGUACCUUCAUUGCACACAUAUGUGGGUUGUGUUCCCUUGGGGUCUUGUCGACUCCCACGCAUGCGCACGCACAUCCAUCCGUUUUCAGUUGGACAAUCUCAGUGACUUUACACCUGCGGUGUAGGGGUCUGACUGGGUUGCCACUGCACACUCACUGUGCUUACUGAACUAGACUAUAGGCGUCAAGAGUGGUUAGAAUCCCGAGUGGUGGCCUAGGAUCUGAAAUAUGCCAAGAUUGUCAACCUUCUGUUUUGCUGCACCAGGUUUUGAUUGCUGGUUGCUCAGUUCA
This is a messenger RNA of Sycon ciliatum, 3060 nucleotides long. Its product is annotated as nucleolar protein 9-like. Lineage: Eukaryota; Metazoa; Porifera; Calcarea; Leucosolenida; Sycettidae. The coding region runs from base 103 to 1989 and encodes 628 amino acids. Gene Ontology annotation, biological process: endonucleolytic cleavage in ITS1 to separate SSU-rRNA from 5.8S rRNA and LSU-rRNA from tricistronic rRNA transcript (SSU-rRNA, 5.8S rRNA, LSU-rRNA); endonucleolytic cleavage to generate mature 5'-end of SSU-rRNA from (SSU-rRNA, 5.8S rRNA, LSU-rRNA); ribosomal small subunit export from nucleus. The transcript is spliced from 5 exons. Gene Ontology annotation, cellular component: preribosome, small subunit precursor; 90S preribosome; nucleolus. Gene Ontology annotation, molecular function: RNA binding. The record is from RefSeq and is a predicted model, not a curated record.